GAAAAUUUUGUAUGGCCCGAUUAGAGAUCAGGAGGUUUCUACUGGUUAAAUUUACGUGUUUUAACUUCUUCUUGGUAUAGACAUAUUGUAUAUAAAUAUAAGUGGUUCCUGACUUGUAUACUCUCAGUUGACGCUCAUCGUAUUCAGUCUCUCGUCCCUUCACCCAGUGGAACUUAUGAAAUUGUAAGCUUACAAUUUGUUCUAGACUGAAAAAAAAAAAUCACAGAAAAAGGUUACCACAGAAGCCAUAAAUUUAAGAGCCGACCCCUAUCACCACGUUCAUUACAUAACAUGUUGGAUGACAACAUUACUGACUCGAUCACUCAUAGAGUAGCAAAUAAGACUUUUACAUUCACUACUCCAGCUGCUGAUUCCCCCAUUGAAGUUCUAAAUGAAUAUUAUUGGACUGAAGAAAAGGAACCUCAUUUCAGUAGAAGAAAAUUGAUCUUAGCAAGACAUCCUGAAGUAGCUAAGUUAACAGGGUAUGAAACCAAGACCAAAUGGUAUGUGAUUGGAGUUGUAUUAUUGCAGUUCUAUGUUGCUUACUACUUAAGAAAUACUCCAAUAUUUAAUUGGAAAUUCAUUGCUCUUGCCUAUGUUAUUGGUGCAACUGCAAAUCAAGCUCUCUUUUUAGCAAUUCAUGAAUUAUCUCAUAAUUUAUUAUUCAAGAAGCCAAUUCAUAACAAAAUAUUUGCUGUAUUCACGAAUUUACCUAUUGGUAUUCCUUAUGCUGCUUCAUUCCAACCUUACCAUCAAUUACAUCAUAAAUUCUUAGGUGAUAAGUACUUAGAUGCUGAUUUACCAACAAAAUUUGAAAGUGUUAUAUUAUCCAAUGUAUUAGGUAAAGUGUUCUUUGCCACUUUCCAAAUUUUGUUUUAUGCUUUAAGACCAAUGUUUGUUACUCAGAUUAAAUUCACUUCUAUUCAUUUACUUAAUAUUGUGGCUCAAGUCUCUACUGAUUAUGUCUUAGUUCAACUUUGUGGAUGGCAUGCAUUUGGUUAUUUCAUCAUGAGUUCUUUCUUAGCUGGUUCUUUACAUCCAUGUGCUGGACAUUUCAUUGCUGAACAUUAUGUGUUAAAUGAAAACAAUAGAGCUAGAACUGAAUUAAAAGAUGGAAUUAGUAUCUCUGCUGAUUUAUUACCACCUGAAACAUAUUCUUAUUAUGGAUCUCUUAACUUGCUUACUUGGAAUGUUGGUUAUCAUAAUGAACAUCAUGAUUUCCCAUAUAUUGCUUGGACAAAACUUCCUGAACUUAGAAGAAUCGCUCAUGAAUUUUAUGAUCCUUUACCUCAGGUUAAAUCAUGGUGUGGUGUUAUUUGGUAUUUCUGUUUUGAUGAUAUCAACACAUUAUGGAACAGAGUUAAGAGAGACGGUAAAGAAAAACAUGGUACAAGUAUUAAUAAUUUAGAUCAAAAUAAUUGAUUCUAAAAUAUUAUACUUUAAAAUUAAAACUUAUAUAGAGAAAUUUAUUCGGC
Molecule: messenger RNA, 1475 nt
Organism: Scheffersomyces coipomensis
Lineage: Eukaryota; Fungi; Ascomycota; Pichiomycetes; Serinales; Debaryomycetaceae
Gene: DES1
Product: Des1p
Exons: 1
Coding region: 292-1422 (376 amino acids)
Biological process (GO): ceramide biosynthetic process
Cellular component (GO): membrane
Molecular function (GO): sphingolipid delta-4 desaturase activity
Source: RefSeq, a predicted model, not a curated record